Pygocentrus nattereri (red-bellied piranha) is the source of this 6541-nucleotide messenger RNA. RefSeq names its product KN motif and ankyrin repeat domains 1b (gene kank1b). Gene Ontology annotation, molecular function: protein binding. NCBI's taxonomy places the organism in Eukaryota, Metazoa, Chordata, Actinopteri, Characiformes, Serrasalmidae. Gene Ontology annotation, cellular component: cytoplasm; cytoskeleton. The record is from RefSeq and is a predicted model, not a curated record. The transcript has 22 exons. Bases 2636 to 6421 code for a protein of 1261 amino acids. Gene Ontology annotation, biological process: negative regulation of actin filament polymerization.
AGCGCGGAGUCACGCUUCAUUUUGCUGUGAGGGGUGACAGCGCCGUUUUACUUGUACACACGUCAUGCAUUGAAUGAAUAUUUUAUCGGUAUUACAUUCGCUUAUGUGUGUAUUAUCCAGUUUCUAGUUUUAACAACACGUUUACUGAGCUUGCGUUUUUACUUUCGAGUGAGUGGUUGCACGGUUAGGAUGGUAGCUAGGUUAGCUAGCUAACAGGCACGACACGACAUGAAACGUGUUAAGUUUAUGUCGAUAAUGUAACAUCUCCUCUAUUUUCCUGCAAUUUUGGUUAAAACCACAGCCUAAACAGCCGACAACACGACUUGUCUCCAAAGUUGGAUACAGUUAGUGUUCAAAUAAUGGAGAUGUGGUCGUCUCAGUUGCUAACGUUGUCUACCUUAGCUACCGUUAGCUAGCCAACAAGCCCGCGACUGAGCUGGGUAAUGUAGUUAGAUAAGCAGGUUAACACUUGUAUAGGCUGUACGUGCUGUGAUAGGGGUCGACAACACGCGGAAUUACAUUUGUAGAUUUGAAAUAAAAUAAUUCUUUGCAGUAAAACAAUGCUCUGUUGAUUGUUCAAACACAAUUGAACUAUAAAUAAUCUUAAAGGCUGCACUUAAUGUAGAACUGAUCAUUCAAGUCUCACCUAGCUGGAAAUGAAAAAGAUUUUAGACGGAACAUCGAUAAUUUGGAGACAGGCUUUAAUCUGCCUCCAGAAACUGUCAAACAUUUAAAAGGUCGCGAAUCUAAAGUCAUCUCAUUUGCCAGCUUCUUGUUAGAAUUUUAAAAUUCGAACAAGUAACGCUAGCUAACGUGGCUGAUGAAUGGGAAGCGAAUUCAUACUCCUAAAAAGACAAAUGUUCCGGGAUAUUUUACAAGAAACUGUUCUACUUUUACCGCCUGAGCUAUGCAUUCAGUAACUGCUAACACAAAGACUUGCAGUUAUUUUACAGUGACAUUGCUUAUAUUAUUGUUACGAGUCUCUUUUUUUUCUCCUUAAGUGGCCACAAUGUUGAUCGAAAUAAAACGCGGAGGAACAAAGAAAUAUGUGAAACUGGAAGGAGCCAUCUUCUCAGACUUUAACAGUGCAGACAUCCUAGCAGAAUCAUCCAAGAAUGUGGCUGCUGGCCCCAACCUGACUGAAUGUGUGACACUCACACCUUGUGAUUUUGCUGUUGUGCAACAAGACAGUGAAUGGCCUUCCUCCCAGAGUCUAACGGAUACAUUGUCUGUCUCAACGUAAAGCAGUCUAAGCAGUGACAAAAGUGAUACUGGAUGUGAAAAGAUUCAACCUGUCAUGGACAGCACCCAUGCAAGAAAUGCAGUGGAGCAGAUUCUCACCUCUAUGUCAGCAGGUGUGACUGUCCUCAAAGAGUAUGAAGAAACUGGGAGUUUGAAAGAUUCCACCAGGGGUUUAAUGGUGAACAUCAUUGUAGCUGUGAAAAGGAAGGGAACAUUUUUAUGACCGAGCAACAAAGGCUUUCUUGAGUGGCGUGUGAAGACUGCAAUGGUAAUCCAAAACUCCAUCUAAAUCCGCUAGCAGAGUGGAGCUAAAAGAAGGUCCCACGUUAUCAAGGACGUUUGGUUCCAUAGAUUGGCAGCAAACAGGAGAUGAGUGUAUGGAGGCCAUGUCUUUUCUACGCCACGCUACUGAUCGUGACUUGGUCUACCAGAAGAUGAAAGAAACAUUUCCACUAUCGUCAAAAGACGCUCCAUGACCGGCAGUAUGCAGACAUACUUCAGAUGUUUCUUUGUUUCUUGGACACAAAGGGACUGGUUUUGCAAGACUUCUUGUUGAUGUUUGGAGCAGAGACUGCUUCCAGGUUUCUGGAAAAAUGGAACAUCAGUUUCAAAGACAAGAUCAUCCAAGAGGCCAGGGUCCUCAAAGAAACACCCCUUCUAAAAAAAACAUCUGAAAUCUGCCCCGAAUGAACAAUCCGACACUGCUGAUGAGCCAGAGUGGGACAGCGAUAUGGCUUCUCUUCUUGUCUUGCUGCAUCUUCUCACCCCACAACCAGCUGGAAAGAUAGCGGCCCAAGAAGAUCAGCGUUGAAGAGGCAAUAGAUCAUCUGGUGAAAUUUCACAAGUCUUGCCACAGCCUGGAGGAUCACCUCAUGAGUGUUGAAUGAAACUCCCAGCCAUAUCUUCUGGCCACAGGGACUUCAAAAGCACAGACGGCGCAGUGAGCGACUGAAGGAGUGAAGCAUGCAGGACAGAGCGUCGGCCGUCGUACCUGUACGUCAUGACGUAGGCGCCAAUCCCCCACACGCACACAGAGAAGGGAGGGAGUGGAUCACAAGCGUGUUUAAAUGUAUUUAUCCGCUCGAGGGACUCUGAGGGGAACUGUUUCACCGGGGAACGAUUUGGAAUUUCAUUACAGGACGGACCGAAUGAGGUCCAUGCUGAAUGAGCAAAUGUGGGUCAGUGCUACAUAAAAGGUUAGGCCAGUCCUUGUAUAUGAAGAGAUGAUGCAAUGUAUUUCCUUAGGUGUGUGUCCAGAUAGUCAGUGCAAGGUCAUUAAAAAAAUCACCUUUUUGGGGAUGGAAAUGUGACCAGCUUUUUGAGAGAAGACAUGAAAGUGUAUUUGCAUGGUUCAAGGACAUUCCCACGGCUCAAGAAACCUACACAUUAACAGAUGCUGAGUCCCUUCCCUGGUGAGGCUCUACCAGAUGACACAUUUGAGACCAGCGCCAGUACCUACAACAUUUCUUCCUUCUGCCUUAGUACACCAUACGGCUACCAACAACUUGAUCUAGAUUUUGUUAAAUACGUGGGUGACAUUAAACAAAAAGACACCAUUCGGCGGUUUGGUUUUAACAGGCGGCCCAGGGCCAGUCCAGUCUCUGAAACACAGAGUAGGGUUGACCCCUCUCACUGGGCCUCCUCUGAAUCUCUGUCAUCUGUGAGCAGUGAUGAAGCUCGGAAUCCCUCCAUCACAGCCCCUUCCUCCUCUUCUUCUGUCAACAGAAGAAGACCCCCGCUUCCACCCUCCUAUUCUUCACUUAAAUCAACUCCUGAGAUUCCUGAGCAUUCUCAAACCUUACCUCACUGCCAUAAACCUUCAGAGGGGAAGCCUCCCCCAGCCACAUGCCAACUUACUGCUUCCAAACUAAACUCUCUGGUGGAUAAAACUUUGGUUGAGACCUGCAGGCGUUUGGAGCAAGAGAAAGCAUCAUCCCAGACAAUUCCAUUAGAACUCCACCCACGGCAUAGGCUUGCCAGUUUUGGUGGCCUGAGCUCAAGUGGUACUCUGUCCCCUUAUACCAGCUGGAAUGCCCUUAAUCCGACACAGACCCAGGCAGCGUCCAAGAGAUCGGUUCCUGAAAAGGUCAGUCAAAGUGCUUCUACAGUGAGUAGCACUCUAAGAAUCAGUCCCUCAAGCUCUGGCCGAGCUACUCCAGUGGCUAGUGUUAGUCCAUUGCAUCUUCAGCAGGUCAGGGACCAGAUGAUGGUGGCUCUGGAAAGGCUGAAAGAGCUAGAAGAACAGGUAAAGACCAUACCUGUUCUACAAGUAAAGAUCUCUGUCUUACAGGAAGAAAAGAGACAGUUAAUUGCUUUCAUGAAGCACAAGGAAAGUCAAAGUUUAGGUUCUAAUGUAGAUAAAGAUUUACAAGGACUAUUCAGGAAACGGGCACACAGCACAGGCAGUGCAUUUCAACUUCAGCAACAAAGUUCCAAGAAAGGGGAAGACGACAUGGGCAAGAAAACAUCCUCUGAAGAGUUGGAAAGUCAGGAACAUAGUGCCCUGUCUGGUCUGAAAGAAUUCAAACAACUCCAUGCCGAAAUGCAGCUUCUUGAGAAGAAGAUCCUAGAUGCUCGCUUUGAAACACAACAGAUGUCAAACUCAAAAACCUUAGGACAAAACUCUGUGACUCUGGGUGAUGACAAGAAUAUCAGCAAGGAGUGUAAACAUUCAGUAAGUUGCUGCAAGGACAUUGCAGUAGAAACCAGACUUGAGACACGAUCAACAGGAGUCGGUGUUACUGAAGAUAUGCUAGGUGUGGUGUUGGACACGGAGUUGGAACUUGAGCUGCAACAGCACACUAUCCAGGUUUUGAGUGAGACAGUGCAAACUCUAGAGGCGGAUCUUAAAGAGGCCUUGCUUAAGGCAGAAAUGUGCAAACUGAAGAGUGAGCUAUGGGAAGCAGGAUCCCGCAACCGUGCUGACAAGAGUUCUAGUGCACAACCAGAGAUGCAAAGCACUGCAGUCCAGACUAAAGCACAGACGCGGACACUUGGGGUUGGAAACCACACCCAACUUUUACAUGUCGCUGUAGGUGAAGGGGUAGUGCAUCCUUCUACUGCUGUAGGAAUGACAUGUAGGACAGAGACAAGGGGUGUGGCCUCUGGUCCAGACAUACCCAUAGAUAUGUGGGAGGUGCGGAAGAGGAUAGAGAGGAAAGAUCAAUGUGUUGGAAAAGAGCAUGUGCCAACUUGCAGUAAAGGUGUUGGAACAGCCGUGAGUGUACAUGAUAUUGGCAUAGUUACUUUGGAGUUGAUGGAAACAAUGGGCAAGAAGAAAGUACCUAGUCGAACAAUAGGCUGUGGUGAUUGCACAAUAGAUAUUGUGUCAGAUAUUAAUGUCAGUGUGGUCAAACCACUUGUUUCCAAGGGUACGGUCACAGACCCAGUCAGAGGCAUUGACCUUGGUAUCAUAGUGACCCCUCAAACCCUGUCCCAAUGCACCAGUACAGCAGGCAACACUGUCUCUCGCUGCACCAGCACUUCUCAGGUAUACGUUUCCGAAUCUAGCACCAAUACGACAAGCAUGCUUACUCGGGAAAGACAUACCAACACUGCUCAUGUAAUCACCCGAACACUUGCAAUUGGCGAUGGAAAAGUUAGUGACCAAAGGACAGCUGUUAAAGUGCGUUCUGUUGCUGUUGGGACCACUGGAUACAUGAAGGAAAGUGCAGUCACUGCUGGUAUCCCCAAAGUGAUGACCCGUAACAUUGGUGUUGGAUUGGCUAACGUUAAUGAGAACUACUUGGUGGGACUCCGAACACGGAACAUUGCUUGUGGUCCUUCCUGCUUACCAGAUCCUGUGAAAACUCGGAGCAUAGGCAUUGAGGUUGGUGAUGGGAGAAUUCGGGACAUAGAUGGGCACAUUCAGAUUCUGGCACACCCGCUACAGCCACAUUUGUAUUCACAGUUUGAACCUGGACUUGAUCAUUAUAUAGAUCGAAUGCAGAGGCUGCUAAAAGAGCAGCAGAGUCUGCUAACUGACCGUCAAUGUGAACAAAGAGAGGGAGUCACUCUUCAGCCCCAGGACCACAUAGAUGUGCAACAUGGAGUUCCUGGGAAAAGCUCUCCUUCAAAUACUAAAGACCAUUCUGAGUAUAAAACAAACAAUCCAAUGGUACAAUCUAAUGGACCUCCAGGUGAUGAUGGUUCCCUCAGAUCCAUAAUGAAGAGAAAGGACAUCAGCCAGGGAGCAGAAAGCAGAAAGACCCUCAAACCUGGGUCUCCUGGGUUUGAGCGAAUGUCCAUUAGUGAAGACUCGUUCUCUGAGGGAUUUGAUUUUGAGGAUGAGGAGAAAAGGAAGGGGAAGAGAAAGGAAGAGCAGGAGGAGAUUGGCAGCACAAAGGCUUCUAAGAUGGCUAGAAGAGAGAGGUAUAUGAUGAGUGAAAAAGUGCUUUCCUUCUGCCACAAUUUGAAGACUCACCUAAAUGACAGCAAGGCUUUAUCCAGCAGAGAGCUGCGCUCCAGCCUGAAUCCGAUACAGCAAGAAUGGUUCCGUGUAUCCAGUCAGAAGAAGUCAUGUCCAGAUACAGUGGAGGACUUCCUGUGUGCAUGCCGCCGCGUGUCACUUGCUGUGUUGACUCACGUGGCCAACAUGGCUGACCAGAAUGGAAACACAGCGCUCCACUACAGUGUGUCACAUUCUAACUUCAGGGUGGUGCAGAAGCUGCUGGAUGCAGGAGUGUGUAACAUAGAUCAACAGAAUAAGGCUGGAUACACUCCCAUCAUGUUGGCUGCUCUGGCUGCUGUGGAAACCCAAGAGGACAUGAAGGUGGUGGAGGGGCUUUUCGGGAAGGGAGAUGUCAAUGCCAAAGCUAUCCAGGCUGGUCAGACUGCUCUCAUGCUGGCAGUCAGCCACGGUCGUCUAGACAUGGUUAAAGUUCUCUUGACUUCAGGCUCAAAAGUCAACGUUCAGGAUGAUGAGGGUUCCACUGCACUCAUGUGUGCUAGUGAGCAUGGCCACACUGACAUUGUUAAGCUUCUAUUGGCUCAUCCAGGCUGUGAUGCCACGCUGAGUGACAAUGAUGACAGCACUGCUCUGUCCGUAGCCCUAGAGGCAGGCCACAAAGAUAUUGCCAUGCUGCUGUAUGCUCAUGUGAACUACGCAAAGGGCCAGUCUGUGGGAACGUCUCGAAGCAGAACACCACCUGCUCCAGCUGCAAGAGGCCUUUUUGAAUGAUUUUUUUUCUCUACUCAUUGUCCAACACUACCCACCUACCCAACACUGCCUAUCCAUUUAGCUCCUUAGUCCUUGUAUGUUUUCACAGAGCCCUUAUCAUAAAUCUGGGAUUGCAGCACA